Fusarium fujikuroi IMI 58289 is the source of this 1779-nucleotide messenger RNA. RefSeq names its product related to sarcoplasmic reticulum histidine-rich calcium-binding protein precursor. The transcript has a single exon. Lineage: Eukaryota; Fungi; Ascomycota; Sordariomycetes; Hypocreales; Nectriaceae. Bases 1 to 1779 code for a protein of 592 amino acids. The record is from RefSeq and is a predicted model, not a curated record.
AUGGCCGAAUCUCAAUCCGACCAGAGCGAAAAUGAGUCUCACAACGAGCGCCCUCACAGCGAACAAGAAGAUUCCAGCGAAAAUGAAUCUGGCGCUGAAUCCUCCGAAUCCGACGAUGAUUCCGACGGCGGAGGCUUGCUAGAUACCAUGGCCGCUGACGGCAGCGACGAAGAGUCCAGCGAUGAAGAUGACGACAUUUAUCACCACAACGAUCUCAUGCAAGACUCAUAUCUCGACUCGUUCCCCCAGUUUGGUCGGCUUCCUAGUGAGUUGCGCAACACCAUCUGGGAGCUGUACUGUCCGGAACUCUGCGCUCGGCACCGUGUCCUUGACUUUCAGAUCUCGUAUGGAACAGCCCUGCAUCCCGACGCAGCAAGCUCUUUUGUUUGGACUGUACGCGACGGCAUUGCUCUCGGUGAUCAGACAAAGAACCUCCGCGCGGUUUUUGCUGUUCACAAAGAGUCGCGCGCUCUGGCCACCAACGCCUUUCCUGAUUCUCUGAGCAUCGAUGCUGGGUCUGGAGAUGCUACUGUUCGCUUCAACAGGAAUUCAGACGUUGUUCUGAUGAAUGGUCUCAGUUGUCCGCCGGGGAGGAUGGUGUUUCACUUACCGGGCUUUGCUAGCGAGGUCAAAAACUUUGCGCUUGGUGGGCCUAACAUCCUUGAUGAUCUGAGCGGUCCCGAUGUACCAGCACUUUUGAGGCAGUUCACCCAGCUGGAGUGCUUUUACGUGAACGUCUCGAGUACGGAUUGCCAGAAGUCGACUUUGGGUUGGUGCACGUCGGAUCUCAUCAACCGGUAUCAAACGCAAACAUACGAGAGACAGCCUGGACUCGGAGAGGACUUGCAGUUCUUGUGGUGCUGGCCUGAUUUACAGCGACAUCCCGACUUUGCGAGAUUCCAGAUCGACAGGGAUACAUGGGACAAUUUACCGGACCCUCUUGGGAGCGAGUUGGAGCAACGAGGUCUCAAGGCAUGGCCUAUGGUCGCUUUUGAAUAUGAGCGUGGACUUCGACGAUUUGAGUUGCUACAAACACUUGGACCGGACCUCGGCGACGACACUUCGGAUGAAGAUGACGACGAUGAUGAUGACGACGGAAACAAUGGACCUGAUCUCGAUGAGUAUGAAAGUGAUGGCAUUGACGACGAUGAGAUUGUCGAGACAUACGAUCCUUCCGACGAAGAGGGCAUCUCAUUAGCCAGCGGCUCCCCUCCGCCCGUCACCCAGGAAAUCUCCGACGAUGAGGAUGACGACGGCGCUGGCGCAAACUUCUCCAGUCCUGAACCCGAGCCUGAAGCAGCGCCCGUACAGCGUGGACGCAAACGACGGGUGGUAUCCGAUUCCGACGAUGAAGAUGAGGAGGACGUGGAACCCACAGCGAAGCGCGCAAGGACACGAGUUGUUGAAUCGGACGACGAAGACGAUGAACCAGAGGUCCAGACACGGCAGCGCUCACGGGCGAUCAUGUCAGAUGAUGAGGAUGAGGACGAAGGCGGCGUGUCCAAGGAGCCCCACGCAAGCGAGUCCUCCAGCGAAGAAAGCGAAGAAGAAAGUGACGAGUCAGAAGAUGAAGAUGCGCCGCCAAAGAAACUCUCUCUCGCUGAGCGACUACGUCUCCAUCGACAGGAAAACCCCGUGGACGAUGGUUCAGACGCAAGCAGCAGGACUGCUGACGAGGAGAGCGAAGAUGAAGAUGAAGAGCGCAAUCCUUUCACGAUGGGUAUGGCGGAUGAGUCAGAUGGAGAAGGCGAAGGGGGCUACGACGAAGAUGACUAUUAA